GAUGGCUUUCCUCUUUCCACCUUUUGCUUUCUUCCCUCCCUUUCUCUCUCUUCUUCCCUCCUUCCUUCCCUCAAUCCCUCUAACCUAAUUGGCUGAUCUUGAAUCUUCUCUCUCUCCUGACCAAUAUCACCUCUAAACUUAGAGUAGAUCCUCUAAAUCUUGUGGGUUUUCUCUCUCAUCACAUAUACAUAUACCAGUUUUGUGAGAAACAGCUAACUUUGGAGGAAGUAGGAAAGAGGAGAAGGAGAAAGAGAUCAUAAAGAGAAAAGAGGAGAGGAUUUAGAGGAGAAGAUGACCCCAGCUAGUUUAGCAGGGCAAUUUGGGGACACCACUUACACUAAGGUGUUUGUUGGGGGUCUUGCAUGGGAGACUCAAAGGGAAACCAUGAGAAAAUACUUUGAGCAAUUUGGUGAGAUUUUGGAGGCUGUUGUUAUCACAGACAAGAACACUGGAAGAUCCAAAGGCUAUGGAUUUGUCACUUUUCGCGAACCCGAGGCUGCCAUGAAAGCUUGUGUGGAUGCAGCACCCGUAAUUGAUGGAAGAAGGGCUAACUGCAAUCUCGCUUCUUUGGGUGUUCAAAGAUCCACACCUUCAACACCAAAACAUGGAGGAGGCAGGAACUUUAGGGUGAUGAACUCGUAUCAGACAGGAGGGGGAACAGCUUUUCCUUCAGCUGCCAGCUUCCCUCAUUAUGCCAUCCAGCAAGGGUUUCCUUAUAAUGUAUUUGGGUACUCACCAUACUCCCCAGAGUACACGUAUCCUACGAGCUACUAUAACGCGUAUGGUGGAGGAGCAACAGCUCAAUAUCCUAUGUACGGAGGGGCAGCUGGAAUGGUAACGGGCACAGCUGCUUUCUACCCAUACUUCCAGUUUGGGCAUGGAAGUGGGGCAGCCCCUUACCCGCACGGGCAGGGCUAUAACAUGCAAUACCCGCACCAUCAUCUCUUCCAAUACUCGGCCAUGAAUUCCACUAGCUUUCCACAGCACUAUCUGGGCCCCAUGUCUCUACCCCCAACGCCCCCUCCACAAGCAGUGUCUUUUGCCUUACAACAGGCGUGACCAUGGCACUUCCGGAUCCAACUCUUCAUGCUCCAACACCACAUCAUCACUACAGGCUCAUUCCCAAUCCCUUCAUUCCACCACCUGAACAACCGUCGGCCUAACCAUGGUUCUCUCACUAACCCACACACCAUCCCACAUACACAGACCCAAGGGCAGACCACAGGGGUCUUCCCUGCAACCAGUUUUAGCCCAACAUGGACUAAAACCCUACCUCUAAAUUUGGAGGAGAGCCCUCCAAAUUUCACAUGUGUAUCUAGUCACAAAUGGGUACUUUGCAUGCAUUUAUCUAGAGAUGGCCCCCCACAUGGUGGGGCUAAGACCAUCACUUCCCAAGUUUGUGGUUUCUUCAAAAGCUAACAUCUCAACCCUUCACUAACUUUGGCCAUCACAUGAGCUGAAGCUUCAUUAACCAACCCUCUCUAACUUUAGCCUUGGAAGGGCUAAAAAAGAUCAAACCAACCCCACUUAACCUUUGGGCUUGCAAUAUGUAAAUUCAAACAAGACACUUUGCAAGCCCAUCUCUCCCAGUUUUGGCCACACACCCUCUUAAAUCUAGAGGCGGUUUUGGCCAAAUCCUAGGGCAUGGGCAUGCCCUAGUCAAUGUUCUAACAUUAGCUCUAGAUGUGGCACAUGACCAAUGAACUUUGUGACCGAUGUGCCUUCUGACAACCCCAACCAACUUCAUCUAACACACUCUCAUGUUGUAACCUUUUGUGUGUGACCCACUCAUCUUUCCCUAGGAAAAAGGGAAGGUGGACCCCACUCCACCCACCCUACUAAUUCUUUUGUUAUUUUCUUUUGUACAUUUCAUCAUGGGCUAGAAUUUGGGAAUUUUGGCCUAACUGAGACAGAUAUAGAGGUGUUCUAAUGUUUGUUUUUGGCAUUUAGCUCUACCUCCUGUCUCCAACCUUAGGAAAGAAGAAAACUCCAUCAGAGGCUUGGAGUUCAACCCCACCCUUAGGAAAUAUUUUCUUUUCUUUCUUCUCAAUCAAACCAAGGAGGUAAGCCUAGGGAGAUGUUUUUGGCCUCUUGAGUUCACCUUCUUCUAACCCUCCAUCACACCAUGGUUAGGACCAAGGUUGGUCAUCUUCCACUCAAACCCACCUCACUUCAUCCUCCUAUCCCAUCCAUCCAUCCAUCCACACACGCUGCCAUUUCCACCUCUUCUUCUUGCACUGAUAUUAAGGAUAAUGAUACUUUGAUAUAUGGUUUGGAUUGUAAUAAGUAGGUUUAUUACUUUGGGACAAGGACUAAUGUUUACUACUUUCAUCCAUGUGGACCAUGCCAUCUGACUAUACCUUUUGCUGAUAUUGUAGGAGAGUAAAUUAGAGAUGGUUUUGC
This is a messenger RNA of Magnolia sinica, 2403 nucleotides long. RefSeq lists its product as uncharacterized. Bases 292 to 1059 code for a protein of 255 amino acids. Gene Ontology annotation, molecular function: RNA binding. The record is from RefSeq and is a predicted model, not a curated record. The transcript is spliced from 6 exons. NCBI's taxonomy places the organism in Eukaryota, Viridiplantae, Streptophyta, Magnoliopsida, Magnoliales, Magnoliaceae.